Molecule: messenger RNA, 904 nt
Organism: Branchiostoma floridae (Florida lancelet)
Lineage: Eukaryota; Metazoa; Chordata; Leptocardii; Amphioxiformes; Branchiostomatidae
Product: zinc finger and SCAN domain-containing protein 2-like
Exons: 4
Coding region: 119-904 (261 amino acids)
Biological process (GO): regulation of transcription by RNA polymerase II
Cellular component (GO): nucleus
Molecular function (GO): DNA-binding transcription factor activity, RNA polymerase II-specific; RNA polymerase II transcription regulatory region sequence-specific DNA binding
Source: RefSeq, a predicted model, not a curated record
GACAUCCGCCAUUUUUGUUUUAUGUCGUCGUGUUUGGUGCUCAUCUCCCCCAAACGUACACGAUUUUUAGGUGAUCCCAGAAGUCUUGGAGAACGCUAACCACCAUAGACUUACAGAGAUGGCGGAUUUUACAUGUGUGUCUCCCGUUAAAGAGCUUCAUGUGGAACAAACUUUGAACGAGACGCACAUCAAAGAAGAGCCAACAGGAGACACUGGAUGGCAACAGGAUGGACAAGAGAACGUGCUGUGCCAGAAAACGUACAGUGAGGACCAGGAAACCUACAACUACCAGAAUGAAACCAAACUAACUGGGUACCCUUGGAGUGAGAAUUACAACAGUUGGGAGCAGAUAAAAGACACGGGACGGCAACAGGACGAGGAAACGACCGUUCCAAAUGACGAAACGUGCGGCGGUGUAAGAGCAGAAAUGGAAGAGUCCAGUUGUGGAUUUUUUAGUGUCGGAGAACAUCCUGGGAAGGAGAUGGGGCAUUCUGGACAACCUGGGAAGGAGAGUGACAGCAGGGAGACCCAGACAACAGACAUGGGCCUGCAGCAGGAAACGUGUGAUGUGAAAUUUCCCCAACCUGACAACACAUCAACCUCACAGGUACAGGAGAGCAGAGGCAGUAUCGGAAGACUUGUGGUUAAACACACUGUUGAGAAACCCUACAUGUGCGGGAAGUCACGGAAAUCAAAUUUCAACAGGCAUAUCACUGAAAAGCACUCCGAUGAGAAACCCUACAUGUGUGAAGAGUGUGGGUACUUUACGGCUAACAGAACUCUCACCUCGAUCGACACCUACGAAAACACUAGUGAGAAACCCUUCAUGUGCGGAGAGUGUGGGUACAGGGUGGCUCACAAGUCGACCUUGUCUGUACACAUGAAAACCCGUCAUUACAGCUAA